UGUGUGUCAUCAUGUUGCGCCAAUAACUGUUAAGGAGACAGGACCCCGUUCACGUCGUAUCAGAUAUACCUUUGUAUAGCCCAUUCUCUGGUAGUAUGGAUAGAAACUAACUCAUUUUGGUGUUAAGCGAAGCGAAAAACGUAUACAUUGAAUUCAGCUCAAAAUGUCUACUGCUUGUCUGAGGUGGGUACUGAACCAUGCACCUAGAGGGGUCUGUGCCAGAGCUCUUAGCUUCGGGGGGACAGCCUCUGGGUCUGUGCUUCUUUCACAUAAAGGGAGACAUGUGAGUGCACCGUUGUCUUGGGGAUGGUCUCCACUGUCCACCACAGUGGUUGAAACUGGAGAGGGGCAGGUGCCUAAGAAGAAUAAGAAGCAUUUUCAAGAUGCCCGUGGCACCAUUGGCAGUAUUGGCCGGAAGAUCCACCAGCGCCACCUGCAGGUGAUUAGUGAAACUGGUGAGAACAUGGGCACCAUGCAUAGAGCCGAUGUCCUUAGACUGAUGGACGAAAUGGAUCUUAAAUUAGUCCCUCUCAACGAAAACAAAGACCCUCCUGUCUACCAACUGAUGACUGGCAAACAGAUCCAUGAGGAGCAGCUCCGACUGCGUGAGAAAAAGAAGGCCAAGACAGGUCCUGUGCAAGUGAAGGAGCUCACUAUGUCUUCUGACAUAGGUAACCAUGAUCUUCUGACCAAACUGAAGCAGAUCCAGACCUGGCUGGACAAGAAGCACCAUGUCAGAGUCACUCUAAGGACAGGACGUGUGGAACAUACACAGGCCCUGGACACAAGCCUGGAGCAGAUGGUUUUACAGGUCAAGAUACCAGUGGGAUUUGUUUCCAAACCCAAAGUCAUUCAGGACGGUAGAGCUGCCAUGUGCAUCCUACGUCCGCCCUCGGAAAAGGAGAUCAAAGAAAUGAACAAAGGAGUGGCAGUGCCGGCCACAAAUACCAGCUCGCAUCCAGCAAACACUGAUGACCCAUCUAAUGCCUCCAACAUAGGUCGUACACCAGACUCACAGCACUGAACUCGGGAAAUAAAUACAUGUAAAUCAAC
Esox lucius (northern pike) is the source of this 1053-nucleotide messenger RNA. It is a transcript of the gene mtif3, whose product is annotated as mitochondrial translational initiation factor 3. Bases 164 to 1024 code for a protein of 286 amino acids. The record is from RefSeq and is a predicted model, not a curated record. Gene Ontology annotation, biological process: ribosome disassembly; mitochondrial translational initiation. Gene Ontology annotation, cellular component: mitochondrion. NCBI's taxonomy places the organism in Eukaryota, Metazoa, Chordata, Actinopteri, Esociformes, Esocidae. Gene Ontology annotation, molecular function: translation initiation factor activity; ribosome binding. The transcript has 4 exons.